Molecule: messenger RNA, 1386 nt
Organism: Lachancea mirantina
Lineage: Eukaryota; Fungi; Ascomycota; Saccharomycetes; Saccharomycetales; Saccharomycetaceae
Source: the annotation of a GenBank genome assembly
AUGUCCUCAUCUGAUAUUUUCGAUGUUUUAAAUAUUCAACAGCCGAAAUCGAGCAGUCCACCGUCAACGAGUACUACACCCGGUGCAAGUCGAUUACCGAAACCGCAAAUGACAGGUAUGCAGCGAGAAUUGUACAAUUUAUUGGGGGACAAUUCACCGUCUUUGACUGUACAAAAGGGCAGUAAAUUCAAAGACAAAUUAAAUGCACUGUCGAAGCCGUCGCCCUGGACUCUGGCAGAGUUCGAGACGGCAUCGUCCGUCAAGUUGAGACACUGGGUGAAAGGAUCUAAAGAGUUGAUCGAAGAACAACCUCAACCAAGAACUUUUGACAAAUUCAACACCAAGUUAAGCAUUCCGACGUUCUCUCAAGAAGAAUAUGAGGACUUUAUGGGGGACGAAAAGGAACAAGUAGCCCUGAAAGAAUGGACGUUUGAUGAAAUUGAUAAUUUGUUCAAUUCUUGUCGCAAGUACGAUUUACGCUGGUUUGUCAUUUAUGACCGUUAUGAAUCCAGCAAACAACGAAGCCUCGAAGAUCUCAAAGAAUUAUUUUAUCUCGUUUGUGAACGAUAUUUUAUCAAACAGGAGCCCGAAAAUCCACUUCUGCCGUCACUGAAGUUCUCGAAAGGCCGUGAACUUGAACGUAAAAACUACUUGGCAAGACUUUUGUCUCGCACUGCUGCUGAAAUCGCAGAGGAAGAAGCACUUAUUAUUGAGUCCAAGAAAUAUGAAAUGGCUGCCAAGAAAACUUUGAGCGAAAGAGAAGCAAUACUGCGAUUAUUGGACUCUCCGAACUCAGAAAAACCAGUCGUCCAAUACUUGAGCUCUCAAGGUUUGACCCAGUUAUACAACAGUCUCCUUGUGGAUAAAAGUCGGAAACGUAAACAUGAUGCAAAUGCUCCUGAGAAUCCGUGGAUGAAACAACAGCAUCAUUUCGCUCAACAACGGCAACAGAUGCAACAGGCGCAAGACGGGAAGAAAGAGGCCGCGGCUAAUCUCGCAACGCAAGCAAAUAAAAAGACCAAGAAACAAAGACAAGAAAUGCAGAACGCUAUGAAAAGAAAGGCCGAUAGCGAGUAUGCUGAACAUCUGCUUCAAAAUUUUACCCCAGAAGAAAGAAGUUUACUGGGAGUACAGGCUCAUGGAGAAAAAUUAACGCCAGGUGUGUUUCUCCGCUCAAGUAAACUCCCCGUCUUUAAACCUGCCGUCCAAAACAAAGUAAAUGCCAUGUUACAAGAGCUUGGACUGCCAUCGAGGCCAGCUAUGCUAACAGCUGCUAUAGUCCAGAAGCAGGAGGAUUUAUUAAAGCGAGUUAUGACGCUUCUUGAUAUAAAGAAGCAGCUCGACAAACAUGAAGCCGAGAAAUCUGCUACUAACGAAAUAAGUUGA